UUUUUUAAACUUACUUCUGCCCUGGGCCAUUUUCUGAUGAGCUUCUGUCUCUGAUCUGACAUUGCCUUUCACAUCCAUCUUUGUGCUGUUGCCAAUCUGUUGUGUAUAAAGUCAGUGCUUUCAUAAGCUGGCUGAGAUGGAAUCUCUCUAAUUAUUUUUGUGAUCCUUUCCUGUCUUCAAUGAGGGAAGCCUUGUCAAGCUCUGGUAGGUGCCGACCGAUCCCUCUGUCAUGUGGAAGGUAAUGAAUUUCUGCAGCUCUCCUGCUCUCUCUGCCUCCCAGGCUCUGGCUGGGAAGAGAGCAGGUCCUGUCCAGCCGGGAAAGGCGUGUGCAGCCCUGGCUGCAGACACGGCCUCCCUCUUUGGCUCCUGGCUGGGUGGGUGAAUGGGUUUUUCCCUGCUUCUUUGUUUCUGGUGGAGCUGCCUUUUCAGGUGGUUACACCCUGCUAUCCCAGGAAGCUGACGUGUGUUCAAAGGCUCUGCCAGUCCCUUGGCACUCGCCUUGUGCUCCAGCUUACAGGGACGUGCCAGUGGAGGGGAAGGUGUUCCCAGCUUCCAGACUGACGUGGGGACCAGGAUAACUGCAGGGCUGGGUGCAAUUCCCUUCGGGCUCUUGUCUUUUCUCCCCAUGCUGAGCUGUGAGCACCACCAGCUCCUGCAGCAACAGAUCCCUCUUGGCUGUGCUGCAUUCAGCCUCUCCUGGGGCUCCCCACACCACGUGCAAAUACAGCCCAAGGACAGCAGGCUCCUGCUCCAGCCUCACCAGGGCUGGCAGGUGGCUGGGACAAAAAUCCCUGCCUCCUUCUGCCUCGUCAAUGGUGGCAUCAACGUGCCAGCACCCCAGGGCUGCCAAAGUGGGGCUGAGCCCCCUGUCCCCACCACUGUGCUGACACACGGGGUCGUUUUAUGGCUUCGCAGUGCUUGGGCUGGAGGUGGCACCAGCACAGAUAUUGGGACCUUUCACCCCUAUGAAGGGGGAGAACCAGCAAACUUUGUGCCGGGCUGAGGGUUUGCCACGAGGGCUGCAGCCCUGGGGGAUUUUGCUUCAGCUGCGGAGCCCGGCGAGAUGAUUUGAAUAAUUUAAUACCGGGCUGUGACCAAGCCUGGCGAAAGGGUAAAGGAAACAAAGAGGCCCCCGGCCCCGAGCAACAAUAGCUCUUGAAACGACAAGCCGAGGCACGUCCGUGUGCCGCAGGCAGCGAGCAGCCCCAGCAAAUAGGCCGGUUGCAUUCCUCACGUCUGCUGCUUUGUUUCCCUGCAGCAGCUCCUGCUGAAAGCUCGGAAUCGGGGCUUCUCCCUUCUUCGCCUUGUUUUGUUGCAGGAAACAAGGCGCAGAGGUCAGAUCUCGGUGCUGACGGAGCGGUGAUGUGCUGGGCUGAGAAUCCCUGCUCCGUGUUGUGCAGCCCCAGCAGUGAGAGGUCUGGUCGUUUUCCUGUGGGGAAAGGUUGAGGGCAACGUGCAUGGGCUGCUUGUUCCCAUGCCUGAUAAGAUUACACAUCCCGCUGACCUCGGGCCGUUGCUGUCAGCAGGAAACAGCCCAAACCUCCUGCUGAUCCCUGAGCUGAUUUCAUUUGGUUCUGGCACCCCUCUCUUGCUUGCAGCCCCGUUCCCACGAGGCUUUGCAGAAAGGCAACUUCUGUCCAUCCAUCCUCUCCCCCGUUUCUUUUCUGCAGGAAAAAGUCCCCAAAACAGGGAGUGAGCUCCCCCAGCACUCCUUUCCGCCUCAGCUUUGGAAGUGUUGCUUUUCCAUCCUCUGAUUUAUGCUAACCCAGGCGGAGGGAUGCUGCUGGAGGAAGCCCAGAUGGGUUUGGGGACGGACCCGUCACCGGGGAUGGGCAACAUAUUGCUUCUACAAAGCUGGGUGCCCUGCCCGGAGGUGGAGUGUCAGCAGAGUGUGAGCCAAACGCCUGGCUGUCAUGGUGAGUGAGGGGAAAGGGUUCAUUAGGGAGAGGGGGAAAUGAGGGGAUCUUUGUUUGCAGGGUCUGACACCUCCGUGCCGUCCUGCUGGCACCCCCAGCGCCUUCUGAUGGCUUUGUCAGCUCCGGGCUAAUUAGGCUGAGGUGCUCUUGAAGCGAGGUUAGAAAAGGAAAAACUUCAAACAUCAAAGAGAUGGAGCUAAUAAAGCCUGGCGGGGGGAGCAGAACCCCACAGCCCUGUAUGGAGCGUGGUUCUGAGUCUUGCCUUGGGCUCUGGGCAAACCCAGCUGGGACAAAGGCCGUCCUGUGCUGCCAUGGGGGGUUUUACUGUGAGCUGGGUGAGUGACAAGGGGGAGAGGCUGAGCUUUUCUUCCUCCGCCUCCACGUGUGAAUGGAAAUCUGCCAGCACGUGUGGCCGUGCUGCUGCUGCUGCCCAUGCGGGGGCUGGUGAGGGAUGAACACAUGCUGGCAGCCCGUCAGCUGGUGCUGCUCAUCUCUGGGGAAAAGGGGCGAACGUUCCCAUAUGCUGCUCGGCUCUGGGAGGGCGAGGAGGGGGCUGGGACAGAUCUCCCUUUAUUCUGCAUCCCACCCCACCUCACCCCAUUCUGUCUCACGCUAGCCACUCUCUCUCAUCUCAUCCUAUCCCACUGCAUCCUAUAAGACCCCAUCUCAUCUCCCUCCAUCCCACCCCACUCUAUUCUAUACCAUCUCAUCCAAUCCCUCUCUAUCCUAUCCCACUCCAUCCCAUUCCAUUUCACUCCAUCCUGUACCAAUCCCAUCCAUCCCAGUUCAUCCUAUACAACCCCAUCCCAGUUCAUCCUCUACAACCCCAUCUCCUCUUGCCCCAUCCUAUCCCACUCUAUCCUAUACAAUCCCAUCUCACUCCACCCCAUUCACCCCCAUCCCACUCCACUCACCUCCAUCCCGCCCCCCCCAUCCCAUCCACCCUCUCCUAUCCCCCAUCAGGACAUCCCCGGCCGCUGCCCCACGCGGUGCCCCUGAGCCCCGUUCUCUCCCCGCCCGUCGUGCGGGAUUCGGGGCGGUUUCGCUGCGGUUGUCGCCGCCCCGGGGCGGAGUCGGCUCCGGGCAGCGGAGCGGUGCGCGUCGCGGGGCCGGGAGCGGUGCGCGAUGCCGGGCUACGACUACAAACUGCUGGAGCGACCGCGGCGGAGGGUGCUGUGCCCGCUGUGCGGGAAGCCCAUGCGGGAACCCGUGCGGGUCUCCACCUGCGGACACCGCUUCUGUGACACCUGCCUGCAGGAGUUCCUCAGCGAAGGCGUCUUCAAGUGCCCCGAGGAUCAGCUGCCCCUGGACUACGCCAAGAUCUACCCCGACCCCGAGCUGGAAGCCCAAGUGCUGAGCUUGGCCAUCCGCUGCAUCCACAGCGAGGAGGGCUGUCGCUGGAGCGGGCUUAUCCGACACCUGCAGGCCCACCUGGGCACCUGCGGCUUCAACGUCAUCCCCUGCCCCAACCGCUGCAGCACCAAGCUGAGCCGCCGCGAUCUGCCCCAGCACCUGCAGCACGGCUGCCCCAAACGCCGCGUCCAGUGCGAGUUCUGUGCCGGGGACUUCACCGGGGAGGCCUUCGAGGGCCACCAGGGGACAUGUCCUCAGGAAAGCGUGUACUGUGAGAACAAGUGUGGGGCACGCAUGAUGCGACGCCUGCUGUCCCAGCACACCUUGACCGAGUGCCCCAAGCGCACCCAGCCCUGCACCUACUGUGCCAAGGAGUUUGUCUUUGACACCAUCCAGAAUCACCAGUACCAGUGUCCCCGGUACCCCGUGCCCUGCCCCAACCAGUGUGGGACGCCCAACAUCGCCCGGGAGGAUGUGCCCACGCACCUGAAGGAGAGCUGCAGCACUGCCAUGCUGCUGUGUCCCUUCAAGGAGGCAGGCUGCAAGCACAGAUGCCCCAAGCUGGCCAUGGGUCGGCACCUGGAGGAGAGCACCAAGGCACACCUGGGCAUGGUGUGCGCCCUGGUGAGCCGGCAGCGGCAGGAGAUCCUGGAGCUGCGGCGCGACGUGGAGGAGCUGUCGGUGAGCAGUGAUGGGACCCUCAUCUGGAAGAUCUCUGACUAUGCCCGCAAGCUGCAGGAUGCCAAAACCCGCAGCAACUACGAGUUCUUCAGCCCUCCUUUCUACACCCAUAAGUACGGCUACAAGCUGCAGGUCUCAGCGUUCCUCAACGGCAACGGGAGCGGGGAGAACAGCCACCUGUCGGUGUACAUCCGCGUGCUGCCGGGUGAAUAUGACAACCUCUUGGAGUGGCCCUUCUCCUACCGUGUCACCUUCUCGCUGCUGGACCAGAGCGACCCGUCGCUCUCCAAACCCCAACACAUCACCGAGACCUUCCACCCCGACCCCAACUGGAAGAAUUUCCAGAAGCCGGGGGCGUCGCGGGGGUCACUGGAUGAGAGCACCUUGGGUUUUGGUUACCCCAAGUUCAUCUCCCACGAGGACAUCAAGAAGCGUAACUACGUGCGGGACAACGCCAUCUUCAUCAAGGCCUCGGUGGAGAUCCCCCAAAAAAUCCUUUCCUGAGCCCCCGAUAAUGGGGGACAACGCGGUGCUGUCCGUGGUGCUGAACCCCGGGGCUGGGGGCUCUCGGGGGCAGCGGUGGUGUCUCUGGGGGUGGGAGCCCACUGCCCCUUCUCAGGUGCCCCGGGGGGGGGUAUAGGGGGCUGUGCCCUCCAUUUCCUCGCUCCCCACCACCAGCCUUGUUGGGGACAUGGGGCUCCCCGCUGCCCAGAGCCAUAUUUUGUAAGCUGGUGCCCCCCCGGCACACAUUGGUUAUUUAUUACCCCAAUUUUCCUUCCCUGACUUUUUUGUUUUUCAAUAAACUCUUCUUGUAUUUAUUAGGAGCUCCUUCGUGUCUCCCCUGCACAGAGAGUGAGCUGGGGGGGCUCUGUGUUCCUGAGGGGUGUGCAAGUAAUCCCUGCUCCCCUUCCCACGGCAGAUGGGUGCAGAUAGGGGCAGUUGAUUCAGUAUUCAGUGACAGUGCAUGGUGCCAGGGUUAUUGUGGGGGGCCAUUGGAGCACCAGGAGAGAGCAGGUGGGGCGCACAGGGUGAUGGUGGGGGCACUGGGAUGGUGACAUGGUGCUGGUGGCACGUCCUCGAGCCAGAGUGGCACAUGACAGUCCUGGCAGUGGGACGAACCCAGUGCCAGUCUGGUGCCCAGCGCUUCCAUUGGCCUCAUUGUCAACUGUGAUUGGGUCCACAUCCACUCCUGGUGUGCAGUGCCAGCCCAUGCUGGUGCCCGGUGCUGCCCCACUGUGGUGGCUGGUAUCCUGGAUUGGUGCUCGAAGUUAUCCCAUAUUAGCGCCUCUAUCAUCUCUUACUUGGCCGACAGCAGGCGCUACCAGUGUCUGAUCCUGGUGCCCAGUGCUGUGCCAUCCUUGUUCCUCCCCGCCCUGCCGCCCAUAGCAGCCGGUACCGCAGCCCGGUGCCGCCCGUCCCGCCGCUCUCUGCCGCCGCCGUGCGGUUCUCCCUCCAACCUCCGCCAUCCCUGUCGGCCCUGACGUCAGAAGGAUAAAACGGAGACAAAAGCGCUUUUCUCGGCCUUUAUUCAAAGCCCGGUGGGUUUCGCCCUCCCCGGGACCUCCUCCUUCCGAGGGCGCGGGCGUUCGGCGGGGCUUUGGAUUUAGCGCAUCUCAGGACGGCGGCCAUCCACCCCCAUGGAAUUCACGGCUUGGACCCAACUGCCUCGAAAUUAGCUUCAAUGAACGAGGUGAAAUUCUCCAGUAAGUUGAUCACCACGCGGCCUCGCAGCACUGGAGGAGCAUUGAGGUGGAUGGGGGAGGGCUGGGAAAUAGAUGGAAGGCGUUGGUCCCAGCAGGCGCGGUUUGAACCCAUCGUUCUGCUCUCCCCUCUCGCAGAGAUGUCCUCACGUGUUCACUCCCAUCAUGGAGAUGUCAUCGUGGGUGAGGGGACAAAUCCCCCUUGCUUCCCACCUGCUGGGUCUCCAGAUGCUGGAAGUCCCCUUUUAUGAAUCCCCUCACCUUUUCUCAGGCCACGGCCCCAACCCUCCCCCUGCACCCAAUGCUGAGCGAUUCCAGCUGUGGGUGCUGCACCCCUUGUGUUCUGUUCCCACCCCCAGCACAGGGCUGGAUGGGCUGCGAGGCCCUUCUGCCCCCCCCCACCAGAAGCCACCACCACCACCGCCCUGGGUUCAAACUGCAGCAGGAUGAGAGAGGAGACGCCAAGGUUUUAUUGAGUAGAAAAGUAUUUGGGGCGCAGCCUCAGCCUGAACCGUGCCUCCCAAGAUCAGGUGUUCAGAGAAACGCUGCACGAAAAGCCUGGGCACCUCAGUUCUUUCAUAGAUGUAUAUUUACCAUUCACAAAGACUGCAGGAAUACGAUUAAUGAACAAUAAAUUAGGACUUCAUGUUGCUAUCGUUUGGCAUAACACAAUCAGGCAAGUUUUCUUCCUUCCGAAACAGGAGGCGACACAAGCCGACACAUCAUUGAACCCAUCUGUAGGCAAAUUGAUGAAGUUUGCUAACGAGCCAUUGCUGGAGAGUGGUACACUGAGACCUGAAGGAAGGACAGAAGUGCACCGACGUGUGCGAGGAGCUGGGAAAAGCACCCUGCUAAAGCUCUGAGCCCCAAACAUUCCUUACAGCCCAGGGCUACACGUCUAAAUUAAAACAAAAUAAUACAAAUCAAUGGGUUUCUUUUUUUCCUUUUUUUUUUUUUCUCCUUUCCAGGACCUCCAGCCAACUCUUGAUGCCACUUCAGAGCUCGUUAAGGUCUGUUAUGUUUUCUUUGUUCUUUCUCAGUGCCAUAGGAUGUCCCAUCAUUCCUACACCAUGCUCAUGGAGGAGGGAGAUACUUAAGGCUUCGUUUCCCCAGGGCUGUGAGGGAGGCUCACCCACACACAACGCUACUCAGACCCACGCUACUGGGCGACAUUCAUACAGAAACAUUACACUUACAGCUUACAGUGUAGAGCAGGAGUUUCCUUUUUUUCUUUUUUCUUUUUUUUUCAGCCAGUGUACAUAUAAAGAAUUGAUGUGUUUUGCUUUUCGUCUGUUUUUAAUUUCCAAACUUGGUGGUGAUCAUUAUGUUCAAGUAUUAGUUAAGGGAGAGGUUUUCUGCUUACAACAGAUUUGGCUCUAGGAAGGGAUGCUGGGAAGCAGAGGUUUGUGGUUAGUGUCACAGCAGGGAGGGAUGGAGGGGGAGGCACCGAGACCCUGGGAAAGGAGCAUUAGAGCUGCUCAUCCCCAGAGAGAAUGUCCUACUGAACGUGCUGCCCUGCUGGAGGAUGUGGG
This is a messenger RNA of Phasianus colchicus (ring-necked pheasant), 7182 nucleotides long. RefSeq names its product TNF receptor associated factor 4 (gene TRAF4). The record is from RefSeq and is a predicted model, not a curated record. Gene Ontology annotation, biological process: signal transduction; regulation of canonical NF-kappaB signal transduction; activation of NF-kappaB-inducing kinase activity. Gene Ontology annotation, molecular function: ubiquitin protein ligase binding; zinc ion binding; tumor necrosis factor receptor binding. Lineage: Eukaryota; Metazoa; Chordata; Aves; Galliformes; Phasianidae. Gene Ontology annotation, cellular component: plasma membrane signaling receptor complex.